Messenger RNA from Chara braunii, 3545 nucleotides. The record is from the annotation of a GenBank genome assembly. Lineage: Eukaryota; Viridiplantae; Streptophyta; Charophyceae; Charales; Characeae.
UGCAAUUCCGGUAGGAUACAUCCCUCGAAGCCCUAGCACGAGUAACAUUGCAGCAGCUUUUCUUCGUUUUCGGUUGAUUGCUUGGCUGGAAGGCGCCUGUCUGUCACAGGUCGUCCUCAUCAAAUAAGAGAAGGAGUCCCAACCUGUGAGCUGGUUGGAACUGUUGGUUUGGUUAGAGGAAUGAUGGCUUCCCGGGUUUGCCGUGGCUCUUUGUUCAAGAUUUCACGAAUAGCGAAGCCGGGAGUGCCAUGUGAUUCUGCAGCUCAGUUAUUGCGUAACUGGAGAGGUCUCCUUGCGGCGGGAGGAAGCUGCAGGGCUCAGAGCAGUGCGACAUUGAGCGUGCAGGAAUGGCAGAGAAAGCAGAAAGCUGCUGCUCACAGUGCCCUCUCCUGUUGUCCCCAUAUUCGCAGCAGCACAUCCGAAUCUCUGCGCUCUUAUUUGUCAAUGGCGCAAAAUGUCAGAGAGAAGUGCGGCGUUGUGGAUGCUGCUGGGAGAUACACAGGGAGAGUAUACUUUGCGGCAAGAUACUGGGUGACACGUGAAGACAGCAGGGGGACGACAGCUUGGUGGGAGGAGGAGAACACACCUUGUGCCACGUCAGCAGUGCAGAUCAGCUGUGCCAUGUCAGCAGUGCCACGUCACAGUGCCAAGUCACAGUACCACGUCAGCAGUGCCAGAUCAGCAGUGCCACGUCUGCAGUGCCAGAUCAGCAGUGCCACGUCCGCAGUGCCAGAUCAGCAGUGCCACGUCCGCAGUGCCAGGUCACAUUGCCACGUCAGACAUAGUGCCACGUCAGAGUUGGAGAGACAGCACCGGGACCUGACGCAACAGCAUCAGGAGUUGGUACAGCUCCGCCGCAUGGUGCAGAGCCAUGAGGAUGCAACCCGGGCACUCAAUGCCCGAUUGCUGGACCUGGAACAGGCUGUACCAGGACCAACUGCUGGGGCUUCCAGCAGUGCACCCUCGAGCCGCCAACUGGAGGACCGCGUUGACCAGGUAGUGGCAAUGCUCGGCGACAUCAGCACCUUCGCUGCGCCGACCACCACCAUCAGCAGUCAACUGCAUACAUUGAAGACCGAGGUCCAGAAGCUGCAGUCGACGAACGCGGACGACAAUCCGAAGAUGUACAAGAUGCCAACUUUCAACCUGGAGAGGUUCGACGACUACACGCAGCAGGAUCCCGUCCUCUGGUGGGAAGCAUUCGCAACGCAACUCAGGAUUCUGCCAGUAGCCAAGCAUGCGUACAUCGGCGCCCUGUUCCUGAACUCGAAGGGCGGAUGCCAGACCUGGUUGAGCCACCUGGCAACCUCCCACGGCGUCGACGUACCAGACUUGAAGGACGUAAUCACAUGGGAGGAACUAACACGGCUGUGGAAGAAGCGGUUCAUCGUCGACGACGACGCGCCGACACUCGCCAUCAACCGUUUGUUCACCAUGUCACAGGGCAACACAGCAACACGGGACUGGCUCACGGAGUGGCAGAAGAUUGCGGCUGUGCCCAAUCUGAACCUACCAUUCRAGCAUCUACGCCGUGAGUUCUACAACAGGUCCUGUGCGGCAUUGAGCCAGGCUCUUGGUGAUCGCGAGCAGUACUCAACCUUCGCGGAGAUCAUUGGCAAAGCAAGGGAGAUCAUCAAGACCAACAGGUCAGCUGCACACGAGCAAUCAACAUGGCAGACGACCUAUGUGGAGAAGGCACGAAUUGGUCCGCGACAGCAGCACUUCGCUGCAGUCCAGCAGGACAGUGGAGAUAACCCAGCAGCCACUCCAGUAUCAAGUGACGGAGAUCAGGUGGCCGCUGUCCAGCCGCGAAGCACCAACAAGUCCCGUAACAAUGGGAAGGCGAAAUCCGCAUCGCAGGCCGGAAAUGGACAGCUAGGACAGUUUCCAUGGGUCAAGUUUGGCUUGACCGAGGCGGAGUACAAGGUCCACGGCCGCUACGGCAGCUGCUAUUGUGUGCUCCGUGCACAACUUGACGAUCUUCUAGAGAAAGGUUGGAUUCGGCCUAGCUCAUCGCCAUACGGUGCUCCUGUCCUCUUCGUCCGAAAGAAGAACAAGGACCUGCGGUUGUGCAUCGAUUAUCGCAAGCUCAACGCGCAAACGAUCAGGAACGCCGGCCCUCUCCCACGCAUCGACGACCUUCUCGAGCGAUUGGGCGGCGCCCAGUUCUUCUCUAAGUUGGAUCUCAAGUCAGGGUACCACCAACUCGAGAUUCGCAAGGAGGAUCGCUACAAGACCGCGUUCAAGACACGGUAUGGGCAUUUCAAAUGGCUGGUCAUGCCAUUUGGCCUUACGAAUGCCCCAACCACUUUCCAAUCGGCUAUAACGACGGAGUUCCGACACAUGCUGGAUCGUUUCGUACUUAUCUACCUCGACGACAUUCUGGUUUACAGCCGGAGUCUGGACGAGCAUGUGGAACACHUGCGCACCGUUUUGGAGCGGCUACGACAGGCCAAGUACAAAGCAAACCGCGACAAGUGCGAGUUCGCACAGCAGGAGCUGGAGUACUUGGGACACUAUGUGACGCUGCAAGGCAUCCGUUCGCUUGCGGACAAGAUCGAGGCCAUCCGUGUAUGGCCCGAGCCCACCAACACCACGGACAUUCGUUCAUUCAUGGGGUUGGCAGGCUAUUAUCAGCGUUUCAUCACCGGAUACUCAAGGAUUGCCGCACCUCUGACGAGACUACAAUCGCCAAAGGUGCCAUUCGUAUUCGAUGACGACGCGCGCCAGGCUUUCCAAGCACUCAAGACGGCCAUGCUCAUGGCACCCGUCCUUAGCAUCUACGACCCCACUCUGCUUACGAGAGUGAUGACUGACGCUUCCGGUUACGGCAUUGGGGCAGUCUUGGAGCAGCACGACGGCGAGGAUUGGCACCCUCUGGAGUAUUUCAGCCACAAAGUGCCUCCCAUCAAUUCUCUGGAUGAUGCAAGGAAGAAGGAGCUGCUUGCGUUCGUCAUGGCUCUCAAGCGAUGGCGACACUUCCUUCUUGGGCGUCGUAGGUUCACAUGGGUCACGGACAAUAACCCAUUGACCUACUACAAGACGCAGGACACGGUGAGCAGCACGAUUGGACGGUGGAUGUACUUCAUCGACCAGUUUGACUUCACACCGAAACACGUUGACGGCCUCUCCAAUGGCGCAGCAGAUGCACUUUCGCGACGACCUGAUCUUUGCGCUAUGACGCAUCACGCCUUCGCGUUCGACGAGGACCUCCAGUGACACUUCAUCAGGGGCUAUCAGUCUGACCCAGAGUUUGCUACGUUGUAUGCGCAGCUAUCUUCGGAUCACCCGCCGGCCAGCCACUAUCGCAUUGCCGACGGGUACUUGCUCCUCCACUCGAGAGGCAAGGACUUACUGUGUGUCCCACGCGACCGCCGUCUUCGGACUCGCCUUCUCGGCGAGUAUCAUGAUUCGCGACUCGCCGGCCAUUUCGGAGUCAAUCGCACGAUUGCACGGCUUCGACAACGAUUCCGAUGGCGUGACCUCAUUUCCGAUGUCAUGCGGUAUUGCGAUUCUUGCGAAGUUUGCCGACGCAGCAAACCUCG